Cryphonectria parasitica EP155 is the source of this 1575-nucleotide messenger RNA. RefSeq lists its product as uncharacterized. Lineage: Eukaryota; Fungi; Ascomycota; Sordariomycetes; Diaporthales; Cryphonectriaceae. The transcript has 2 exons. The record is from RefSeq and is a predicted model, not a curated record. The coding region runs from base 1 to 1512 and encodes 503 amino acids.
AUGGCGCUCUCGCCCCGCUCCAGCUCUACAAGAAAGCAUGACGAUGCCGACGCUACGAACACUCCCGCUUCCGCUCCAGAGCCAGGGCCCAUGGCCCGCCGCCUCGAGGAGGCCACAGAAGAAGCCCUCUUCACGGGCGGCAGAGCAGGACGACGAGCAAUCGAAGACGCAGGUUUCAACGAGGAGCUGAAGAACCGCCUGCUCAACAAGAUCGCCGACGCCAAGUUUCAAGACGACCACGAGGAGGUACUGCGAGAGGCCGGCCUUGUGGGCAACGUGCCCGAAGCAGCGGGCCAGGGAACACGAGAUAUGGCCUCUGCGCAGCCAUGGACAGGCCAGGAAUCGCAGUCGGACGCCGUCUUGCGAAUGCUGGAAGACGCACGUAAACCCUUGGCGCCGGGUCUGCGGGGCAAACCGAGGACACCCUCGCUGUCGAGCAUACCGGUGGACAUGCGUCUGAAGAAACAGGCCUCUGUCAGUGCAGGGCGCAAGGCGGCGAACGCGAAAGAGGCGGCGAGUGUGUAUACUGGCCUGGGCAUGAAAGAGAAGGGUCGCGGCCUCAGCGACGAGGAGCGCGAGGCUAUGAAGAAGGAGCUCAGAGACCGCUUCACGCCUGCUGCGCGGGCGCUGCCCAACACAAUAGCAGGGCUUGCAGCGCUAGCCAACGAGAGGAUCGAGGACGCUAUCGCGAGAGGGCAGUUUAAGGAUAUCCCACGCGGCAAGGGCGUCGAGCGCGACGCUCGGUCGGACAAUCCUUUUAUCGACACCACGGAAUACAUAAUGAACAAGAUGAUCAAGAAGCAGGACAUCGUGCCGCCGUGGAUAGAAAAGCAGCAGGAAGUGGUCAAGACGGCCAAUGUCUUCAGGGCGCGGCUGCGAAAUGACUGGAGGCGCCAUGCGGCGAGGAUGAUUGCCAGCCAUGGCGGGUCUCUCGAGGAGCAGAUGAGGAGGGCGGAAGAGUACGGCCGGGCAGAAGAGGUACACAACCCGCGCCGGAGGAAUUCGGACCAGGUGGCAGUGCCAACAAACUCUACAGACGACGUUGUCAUGGUUGCCAUGAGACAAGAAGCCUUGCCAGAGCCUCCAGAGCCUCCAGCGGCUGCCGGUGCGGACAAUCCUCCAGCAGGAACUGUCGAGCCCCAAGUAACACUGGUGCGCCCUUUCAGGGACAAGUCGUGGGAAUCCACAGAGCGGUCAUACAUGGAGUUGGCCAUCGACAAUCUCAACAAGCUGACGCGGGCGUACAACCUCAUGGCUCCAGAGCUGGCCAAGAAGCCCUACUUCAACCUCGACCGAGAGCUGAAAGCAUGCUUUGCCGAUGUUGCGCCACAGCUUGCCAAUGAGAUCAAAGAGCGUGCUCGACGCCCAGAGAAGUCACUGCUCAAUCAGGGCGGACACGAGGCUGGAAGUUUGUUGGACCGAUUCGCCAGAGAGAGUCGAUCCUCCAAGGUAUAUGACUCUAAGGCGCCUCAUUAUGGCUUCAAAGAGAUGUGGAGAGACCUCUGGCAGUGACUUCUCGUGUCUAUUGUCGUUGAAAAGGAUGGAUCCCGAUGAAUUCUAAUAAUCUAUCCAUCU